This is a messenger RNA of Trichoderma reesei QM6a, 1711 nucleotides long. RefSeq lists its product as uncharacterized. Lineage: Eukaryota; Fungi; Ascomycota; Sordariomycetes; Hypocreales; Hypocreaceae. The coding region runs from base 197 to 1711 and encodes 504 amino acids. The transcript has 3 exons. Gene Ontology annotation, biological process: regulation of translational termination; poly(A)+ mRNA export from nucleus; regulation of translational initiation. Gene Ontology annotation, molecular function: translation initiation factor binding; phospholipid binding; inositol hexakisphosphate binding. Gene Ontology annotation, cellular component: nuclear pore; cytoplasm; nuclear pore cytoplasmic filaments. The record is from RefSeq and is a predicted model, not a curated record.
CUGGCAUUGGCCAGGCUUCAUCCUCUUUCUUUCGUCAAGUGUUUCGCGCAACAAGCGAUUGAAACCUUUGGAUUUUCGAUUGUCACGCUCCUUCCUCGUUAUCUUUCCUUCAGCAAAGGCGACAUCUCACACGAGUCAACAGUCGCAGAUGCCAUCGCCAUAGCGACUACGUAUUGUCAAUCCUCUCCUCGAGAACAUGACCAAUUCCUCCUCUCCAACGAGGAACCAACUGCUGCCGAGCACCGAUAGCGGCCUCCUUUCUCGAUUCCUUGUCGAGGGUCGGAAUAAUGAGUUGAACCACCAGAGCGCUCUCGCCGCCGCUCAGGAAGAGCACAAGCGCGUACGAGAAGCGGCCAUCCGGGUAUACGAACUUCAUGAGCUCCGUGAAGAGCACCAGCGAAUUCUAGAGUUGGAACGCAAGGAGCAAGAAAGGUUGAGGGCAGAGGCUGCGAUAGUUGAGGAAGAGAGAAGGCUCCGAGAGCUCAAAGCCAAGACGGUGCCAAAGCUUCCUCCCGAACCAGUUCCAGAACCACCCAAGAAGAUCGAGCCGACGCCAGUUCAGCAGCCAGAGCCUACAAAGGCUCCAGAGCCCAAGAAGCAGAACCCUUUCGAGACAAAACAACAGCCGGUGACGACUCAGGCAGACAGCGCGUCAAAGCUCGAGAAUCGCGCGGCGCCAACAGCACAGGCUGCUCCCGCCGUCCAGCCGCCCGCCACUCGAAGCCCAGCACCUCCUACUGCAUCAGCCCAGAAGAACGCCCUCGCGGAUCGAUAUCUGCAGAUUCACAAGGAGUUGAAGAAGUUGCGACAGGUGCUGCAGGCCGAAGCUAAAGUACCCGGGUCACCCUUGAAGGGCAAGAUGGGAACCUAUCGAAGAGAAAUCAGGGUAUCCAUCGGACAGCUUACAGGUGGGAAAGGCGCCAACGCACAGCCCAUUGCCAAAAUCACAAUGGCGUUGAAAGAGGCGCUCGACGGCAAAGUGCCUAGUGCUCCCAUCGAAGUCAGCCGGUUCGUCGUGGGGCAAAGACAGCCGGCUGAAGGCGCUGCGCAUAACGAGGACACGCUGCCUUCUCUCUUCAUCUACCUCUUGAACAUUUGUGCCAAGGGCAUCAUCAACCAGUUCAUCAACGAGUGCAGCGCGAAUCCCAAAGCUGCGGAUCCAAUCGGCGUCUUCACCGCUCACAUAUUUUCCCAGAAGGAUUUCCAGUGGCGCGGUGAAUCACUGAUUGAUAUCCUCAUGGCCAAGUUUCGAGUCGUCUGCCCGGUCUUGUUUGGGCUGAGAGGAAGUGAUAGGACGGAAAGGGGCAGACUGGCCAUAGGAUGGAAAAAGGAUGGCCCCGGGUACGUCACUGAGCAGACUCACAACGACCGGAUGACCGGUCUCGGCGCCGGUUUCGCGUCAAUCUCCCUUCGCGACUUCAGCAAGACGUCCAAGGCGAAUCCGUACCCGCCUGUCAACUACUGGAAGGCGUUGGCCGGCAUCGUCAACUCCUCGCCCAAUGAGACUUCGAACACGCAGUAUGUCGUCCUGAGAGCCAUGAUCGAGGGCCAUGAACAGCGCUUCCUGAACUUUUAUGGGAACGCAGCGAUUGCCGCGCUGCGCCUCGCCCUGAUCGAAUUUCCCAAGAAAGCACCGGCCAAUGCAGCCGCGGCACAUUCGUUGCUGGCGAUGGUAGAGCUACUUCGCAACGAAGGACUUGUCCUUACCUGA